Molecule: messenger RNA, 4630 nt
Organism: Caenorhabditis elegans
Lineage: Eukaryota; Metazoa; Nematoda; Chromadorea; Rhabditida; Rhabditidae
Gene: pola-1
Product: DNA polymerase
Biological process (GO): DNA repair; mitotic DNA replication initiation; DNA replication
Cellular component (GO): DNA polymerase complex; nucleus
Molecular function (GO): DNA-directed DNA polymerase activity; nucleotide binding; DNA polymerase activity
Source: RefSeq, marked reviewed
AUGUCCGACUCGGAAAACCAUGCAGAAUCGGAUGUUAGACGCUCGUCUCGCCGCUGUGGAGUCAGUCAAAAGAAGUCGAAGGAGCUGUCUGCAAUUGAGCAGCUGAAAUUGGCGCGAUCAACAGGAAAAGCCUAUCGCCCAGAGCUCGACGUGGAGGACGUCUACGACACGGUUGAUGAUGAUGAGUACGAGAAAAUCGUUGCAAAACGACAAAAGGACAAUUUUAUUGUCGAUGAUGAUGGAAUGGGCUACGUAGACAACGGUGUAGACUUUGAAGAUGACUACGAAGACGAUUAUGCGCCCAGUUCUUCGAAAAAUUCAAAUUCCUCGAAAAAAGGCGAGAAAAAGCCGAAAAAAGACAAGAAAAAGGGAGGACUUCAUGCAUUCCUCUCCACAACCUCCACCAAGAAGCCGAUCGACGAGUCUGUGGUGAAAGCCGAGUUUGACGACGAUGAGGAGGUGAAAAAUAUGCUGGAGCAGCUGGGAAGCAGCGAUGAGGAGGCCGAGGAGAAGCCGAAGGCGACCCCAGCGAAUCCGUUCAAGCGGGGACGAAAAUUCGACUCACCGAGCGGCUCGGAUUCACUGGCUCCACGGCCGAUUGCUAAGAAGGCCAAGAGAGAGGCGACCGGGCUCGCCGAGCACAAAUUCCAGCGGCAUGUGAAGGUUGAUGAGGAUGAGGAUUAUGGGAUUCCAGAUGAUUAUCCAGUGGCUUCUCCGGUGACUUCUCCAGUGAAAACGGAGAAAAUGGCAGAAGUCGAAGCUCCAACAGCUCCAGCGAUCCAGAAAAUCGAAGAAACAGUGAAAAUGGAGACCGAGCAUCUGGAAGAAGUCGAGGAUAGUCUGGCGAAGUUCCGUGUCAUUGAAGACUGGACAGGCGGGAGCAGCAGUCAGGAGGACGAAGAUGUGAAGGUCGAGGUGAAAACCGGAUCCGAAGCCUUCUACACGAUGGGCGGCGAGGACAACACCACCAAAGCGAUCCGUAUGUACUGGAUCGAUGCCUACGAGGAUGUUCACAAGGCCAACGGCACCGUCUAUCUCUUCGGAAAGGUCAAAACCAGCGGUAACGCCUGGGAGACCUGCUCAAUCGUUGUGAAGAACAUCUGCAGGAAGGUCUACUUUAUGCCUCGCACCAAGAAUCUCAGCACCGGAGAGGAGUCGAGCCUUGCCGAGCUUCACAAGGAGAUCGGAGAUGUUCUGCGGAACAAGUUCAACACACACGAGUUCAAGUGUAAGAUGGUGGAGAAGGAGCUGAUCCGUGACGAGAGCUUCGGCUACGGAUGCGGCACGAAGAGCCCGUUGAUGGAAGUGCUCUAUCCGGCGGAGAAGGGGAAGCUUCCCAGUGAUCUUAAGGGUGACACAUUCUCCAACACCUUCAACACAUCAGUCACUCCGUUGGAACGGUUGCUUAUUGAAAAGAAAUUUAUGGGUCCUGGAUGGAUUGAGCUGUAUAACUAUUCGGAUCCCAAAGCGAAGACCUCGAAUUGCAAGUAUGAGUUUGAGGUUGAUAUGGAGAAGAUGCGGAAUAUCAAGUAUCUGGAAUCCUCUGACGCACCACCGCCGACGAUCAAGCUUCUCGCCCUGAACGUUGUCACAACGCUCAACGAUCGGAAGGACAAUGAGAUUUGCAUGAUUUCGAUGCUUUUCAAUCCGAAAUGCGACUUGGCUCAUCCGAGUGGUGAUAGUAAGGAUUUGAAGCCGAAAUGCCUCGUCACAAAGCCUCCCGGUGGAUCUCUCCCCUAUGACAUCCAAAAGCGCUUGGAAACUGAGAAACUCUCGAAAUUCGUGAAAAGUGUUGCUAAUGAGAAGGCACUGCUCACCCUGUUCCUGGCGAUGAUCAAUGAAGAUGAACCUGAUAUGAUUGUGGGACACGACUUGUCGGCGACAAUUGCCUUGUUGGUUUCAAGACUUGAAAAGCUCAAGCUGCCGAAUUGGUCUAGAAUUUCUCGUUUAAAACGGUCAAUUAAUAUUGGAAAAAUCGGACAUUCAAAAUCAGGCCAAUGGGAGCUCACAGCGGGGAGAAUGAUGUUGGACUCGAAGCUUGCCGCGAUGGAACUUGUUAAAUCUCGAAGCUUUGAUCUCACAGAGCUCUCUCAACAGAUCCUUGGAGCCGAGCGCCGUGAGAUUUACGCCAAUGAGAUUCCGCAGUUGUACGUGGAUUCCAAAGAUCUGAUCAGUCUGAUCAAUUGGUCUUGGAACGAUCUUCUACUAUCACUUCGGAUCGUUGUUCGGCUUAACGCUCUGCCACUCUACAUUCAAAUCUCGCAGAUUGUCGGUGGAAUCGCUUCGAGAACGAUGAUGGGAGGACGUGCCGAGAGGAAUGAGUAUCUGUUGCUUCACGCGUUCGAAAAAGCGGAUCUCAUCGCACCGGAUAAGUAUAAUAGCUCGGAGAGCAAGAAAAAGAAGGAGGAGAGCCAAGAAGGAGACGAGAAGAAGAGUGGAAAAGCACAAUAUUCGGGUGGUCUGGUGUUGGAGCCGAAGAAGGGACUCUAUGAGACAUUGAUCUUGCUGCUCGAUUUUAAUUCAUUGUAUCCAAGCAUUAUUCAAGAGUAUAAUAUUUGUUAUACGACGUUGGAGUACUCGAAGGACAGCGACGAGCAGCUCUCAGUACCACAGAGCACAGAUAUCGAAGGAGUUCUACCACGUGAAAUUCGAAAGCUUGUAGAAUGCCGUCGAGACGUGAAAUCUCUUAUGAAAAGCGAACGAAAUGAGGCAAAAAAGAAGCAAAUGGAUAUUCGUCAAAUGGCUUUAAAACUCACUGCCAACUCAAUGUACGGAUGUCUUGGAUUUCAGUAUUCAAGGUUUUACGCGAAGCCUCUAGCGGCACUGGUAACUGCAAAAGGACGAGAAAUUCUGAUGCAUUCAAAGGAUCUUGUAGAGAAAAUGGGUUAUUCUGUAGUCUAUGGAGAUACGGAUUCAAUUAUGAUUAAUACGAAUUCAGUGGAUUUGGUGGCGGCAAAGAAGCUUGGAAAUGAGAUUAAAAAGGCUGUUAACAAGUGUCAUCGGCUCUUGGAGCUUGAUCUUGAUGGAGUUUUUAAGCGAAUGUUGCUCUUGAAAAAGAAGAAGUACGCCGCGUUGACGAUUAAUCCGGAUACGAAGGUUGAGGCGAAAGAAUUGAAAGGAUUGGAUAUUGUUAGAAGAGAUUGGUCACAGUUGGCUAAGGAGACUGGAACAGCCGUCGUCGACAAGAUCCUUGACGCUUCACUGACCCGCGACGAGAUGGUCUCAUCGAUCGAUGAUCUACUGCGUGAAAUUCGUGCAAAACUGGAUUCUGGCACGGUUCCACUGGAAAUGUUCCAAAUUAGCAAGCAGCUAACUCGAAAUCCUGAACAAUAUGCCGAUGUGAAGGCUCAAUGCCAUGCGGCAGUUGCUCAGCGGCUUAAUAAAAGUGGAAAAUUCAAUUUGAGGCAUAAUGAUAUUGUGGAAUAUGUCAUUUGUGAAGAUGGAACUGAUAAUCCGGCAACACAACGAGCCUAUCAUCGGACUGAAAUGGCUGAGAAUUCGGCACUUAAAAUUGAUCUCCUCUACUAUCUGGCUCAACAAAUUCAUCCAGUCGUAUCGCGGCUCGUCGAGCCCAUCGAGGAAACCGACGCAGUCCGAAUUGCCGAAAAUCUCGGUCUGGAUUCGACCAAUUAUCGACGAGCUGCGGCGGCUCAAGCUUCACAGCGAGCAGCAGAAGAAGAUUGCGCGUGGCACCAAGAGAAUUAUGAUUUGUGCGAAGGAAUUCAUGUGAUUUGUCCACUCGAUGGGUGCGGUCAUUCAAAUGUGAUUCGAGAGACAUUUGAUUGUGUGACUGAUGCCUCGUCUCCCCGCCUUCUAUUCUCCGGAUGUGCUCAAUGUCAAGGAUCAUGGGAUCUUCAGGAGCAUCAAGCAGUGAUUGGGAAUCAAGUUGACCGACAAAUGUCGGAAUUCGUCGCCAGACAUCAUCUCGCAGCGUUUAAAUGCGAUGAGCCAACGUGUGAAUUCAAAACUCGCGUACAAACGAUGAAAUGGUGUCGAGAAGGACUCGAAUGUAUUCGAUGCUCAACUGGUGUGCUCCGUCGUGAAUACACUUCAAAACAGCUUUUCGAUCAGCAAAUGUUCUUUCGAACAAUUCUCGAUGUCGACGCGGCUGUACGAAAGUUGAGCGACGCCCAGAAAAAAGCCGCCAAAGUCCGUGUCGAAUAUAAUGGGUGCAAAAUCGAUUCAAUGAUGUUGGCUGAUCGAAUCAAUGAGAAAUAUUUGGAGAAAAAUGCCUAUAAUCGAGUGGAUCUUUCAUAUAUUUUUGCGCCAAUGAUGAAAAUUCAAUGAAUUUAUUUUCUUUUUUUUUUGAAAAUUUCCCCCCAGUUUUGCGAUUUUCCCGUCUUUUUUAUGUCGAAAUUUCUAAUUUCCUAAUUUUUUUCACAAGUCAUUUCCUCCUCCUCCAUUUUUCCAUUUUCUCCUAAUUUUCAGUGAAAAAUUCUUUAUUUUUCCCCAAAAAAAUAUUCCCGAAAAUACUCAAAUCAUAUCUGAUAAACAAUCGAAUCCUGUGUUAAUUCUCCCUUUUUUCACUGAAUUUUUGGAGUUUUUCCAUCUCUGAAAAAAUUAUUUCAAUUUAUUAUAGUAUUUGUGUCGACUUACGGGGAGAAUUUGAACAUUUUCGCUAUUUUCAAAU